GAAAAAUGACAUCUAUUUGAAAACUGUCAUUUUUUGGCACUGAUUCGGAAUUUUAAGUGGUUAAUGUGCCUUUUCAUUUAAAAGAACAUUUAUGUGAUGAAUUAGUGGAGUAAUUUGUAGUUUUCUCGAAAUGCAUCCUGAAAAGAAAGCAUGAAUCAUGAAUUAAAUGAUUUUAAAUGAGGUUUUGAGGUUAUGUCAACUGAGACAUAUGUCCUGACCUGAAACCAAAAAGAGCCUGAAUUUCUAUAAAUAUCACAAUAGCAUGGAUUUCAUAAGCUUUUAAUCGUGUACCAAAACUUAUUGAAGUAAAAUGGCACUACUUGGGGCUCAGCUAGUGAUAACCCUUAUCAUGAUCAGCGUUAUCCAGAAACUAGGUUCCCAUUUCUCUAUAGCUAGGUGGCUACUAUGCUCUACUGGUCUCGUUCGCUACUUGUACCCUACAGACAGUGAGCUGAGACAGCUAGCAAACAUACCCAAAGAGAAAGCUAAACCAAAGAGAAACGGCCGGACUCCAACGAAUGGUAAGAGCCCUGUGGACACUUUCCAUGUACCUAGGUCUCUGGAUAUCAAGCUGGAUUCCAUCAAAAUCACCUCUAUGGAUGUUAUUCACUUGCGUUAUUACAAUGAGUAUCAGUGGCUUGUAGACUUCUCUCUAUAUGCAGCAACAGUUUUCCUGACCACUGAGAUUUAUCAUUCAUUUUUUCCAUUGAAAGAUGAAGUGAAUUUGAGUAUGAUAUGGUGCUCUCUUGUUGUGCUGUUUGCUAUGAAACUGCUUCUGAGCCUCACUGUACAGUAUUUCAAGGGUGAAGAAUCUGUUGGAGAAAGAUCUACUUGUAUUGUGAUGGGGUUUAUUUAUCUUUUGAUAGCCAUGAUGGUGAUGAUAGUGGAUGAGAAUAUUCUAGAAGUGGGGUUGGAUAGUGCUUAUAACAGCUUCAAUGAAACAGCCUCAACUUUUCUAGAUAAUCAAGGGUUGUCAUCCACUGGGCCAGCAUCAAAAAUUGUUAUAAAAUUUUUCAUAGCAGUGUGGUGUGGAGUUUUAGGGUCUUUCUUCACUUUCCCAGGGCUCAGGAUUGCAAAAACUCAUUGGGAUUUACUCAGAUAUUUCAGAGAGGAUAAAUUGAAACAGGUUUUACUCAAUGUAACAUUUGCAUUGCCAUUUAUUUUAGUAAUCCUAUGGAUUAAACCUAUUACUAGAGAUUACUUGACUGUUAGGAUAUUUUCAGGGAGAUCUGAACCUCUAUUAUCAGAGGAUACUUUUGAAUCCCUUCGUCUGGUUGCUAUUAUUUCAACUAUGUGUUUGAAAAUAAUUUUGAUGCCUUGGUAUCUACAAGCCUAUCUGGAUAUGGCUUAUUAUCGCCUUGAAAAUCAAAAAAAGGAAGCUGGAAGGAUAACAAAUAUUGACUUGCAGAAACAGAUAGCCUCGGUUUUCUAUUAUCUCAGUGUAGUGACCCUUCAAUAUAUAGCACCAAUCAUCAUAUGCAUUUUUAUGACAUUCAUGUUCAAAAGUCUAGGUGAAUAUUCCUGGACUGGAUUUUUCAAAGAUUCAGCUGGUCUGGAUGAAUGUCCUUUGACUGCAGAAACUGAUGAACUUUCUUUGGAACCCUUCUCACAAUCUGAGGAGGAGAAAACCGUUUCACAAUCUGCUGCAGAUAUUCAGUUUACUCUGGAGAGUAUAAAAAUGAUUUUUACAAAAACUGUGUUCCGAGGGCUGUUUGGAUUUUCGACGUGGUGGUGUUGUUUUUUGUAUUUUGCAACGACGGCAGUUGGUCUCGUUUAUCAAUCAUAUUUUUCUUCAAUAUAAUUGAGAGUGUACAAAUGUAAAGUUGUAAAGUAAAUUAUACCUGACUGUUCAAACCU
Messenger RNA from Phaedon cochleariae (mustard beetle), 1857 nucleotides. Lineage: Eukaryota; Metazoa; Arthropoda; Insecta; Coleoptera; Chrysomelidae. The record is from the annotation of a GenBank genome assembly.